Cutaneotrichosporon oleaginosum is the source of this 1808-nucleotide messenger RNA. The record is from RefSeq and is a predicted model, not a curated record. NCBI's taxonomy places the organism in Eukaryota, Fungi, Basidiomycota, Tremellomycetes, Trichosporonales, Trichosporonaceae.
GCGCUUCUCGCGCGCCCUCGGUGCCCCCCGUGGUCUCUCAGAUGCUGCGAGACACAGCUGUGUACGCUUCUAAUUCCCACAGAUCUCCUCUAGGCACGACGCGCGCUGCCACAUAAAUAUCGGCCGUUUCGAGCCUUUUGCCACCCAUCCUCCUCCCCCCCAUCUCCCCGCCUCCCACCAUGGUCAAUAUCGACGACAAAGUCGAAGGCUACGAGGUCGUCUCCGACCACACCGUUUCGGAGCACGAGAAGACGCCCACCCGCGACGAGCUAGACCAGGCCGCAGACGACCUUGCGGCCGUCACCCUCACUGAUGCGCCCGAGCCUGAGGGCCGCACCGUGACCGUCGUCGUUGUCGGCCGCCGCCACAAGUCUGGCAAGCACAAGCGCCGCGAGCGCAAAGAUAAGCACAAGGGCAAGGACCGCAAGCGCGGUGGCAGCCCUCCCCCCUGGGAGGGGCUGAAGCACCACACCGAUCGCCACGCCCACGGCGGUCAUGGUUACUACCACCCGCCACCUCCCCCGCCUCCGCCCCCCGGAUGCCCUCCUCCGCCCCAUGGCCACCCACCUCCUCCGCCUCCCGACGCGCCAGCCUGCCCGCCGCCGCCUCCCCCGCCCGGCAUGGAGCACCCGGUGCCACCUCCUCCGUUCGCUCGCGGCAUGUCCUGCCCCCGUGGCGGCUUCGGCCGCGGUGGAUUUGGCCGUGGCGGAUUCGGUCGCGGUGGAUUUGGCGGUCGUGGAGGCUUUGCCCGCUGGGGCUACCUCCGCUCGCACCACCACCAGCACCGCGACCACGGAGAGACCUACACGGUCGACAUUGAGCUCCCCGCCGGCGUGGAGCCAGUCGACGUCGACUGGGACGCGACGCUGCACGAGAUGCGCCGCGACCAGCGCCGUGCCGCGCACAGGGACGACACCGAUACCUCGGACUCUACCGAUUCUUCAAGCUCGAGCUCGAGCUCGAGCACCUCUGACUCGAGCAGCUCUGACUCUGAGUCAGACUGGAGCGACCGCCGUCGCCGCCGCUAUGGCCGCCGCCGCGAGCGCGACUCCCGCCGCGAGUACCGUAACUGGCACCGCGGCCACGGUUUCCGCGGUCCCUACCCCGGAGGCAUGCCGAGCGCCGGCGGCUUCGGUGGCUUUGGUGGCAUGCGUGGCCCCGGCGGCCCUAGCGGCUUCGACUGUGACGUCCCCUUCGGUCGCGGUGCCCAGUUUGGUCACGGAGGUCCAUUCGGUCGCGGUGGCGACCCGUUCACUCACGGCGGCCUCUUCGGACAGGGAGGUCCUUUCGGCCACGGUACCUUCAAUCACAGCGGUCCCUUCGAGUUCCGUGGGUCCGUCAGCGAGCACGCCCCCGACACUCACGGCGGCCCGCCCCCAGCCGGUCCUCGCGACCCCUCCGAGCAUCCUGACCACCCCGAGCACCAAGUCCCGCCGUGCAAGCACAGCCGCAAGGGCAAGCACUGCAAGCCCGGCAAGUCCCGCAAGCCGGGCAAGUACCACAAGCACAAACAUAGCACGCACGACUGCUGCCCGCCGCCGCCGCCGUCUACCGGCCCAGCUCCGGCUUACCACUAACUCCAUUGGCGACAACAAGCGACCACGCCGCCCGCGACAGUGACGGUUCCACCCGAGACGCGGGCGGGUCGGUCGGAGGACGCGGACGCCACCGUGAUCGUCCUCUAGCUUUACACCCACAGCCUGGCAUACCCAUCGCCGCUGCCGAGGCAGGCGGCGAUAAGCGACGUUGAAACGCAGCAAGUAAGAAGUACAACAAGCGACCAAGAUAAAAUCAUCCAAAAACAGUUC